Molecule: messenger RNA, 1266 nt
Organism: Xiphophorus maculatus (southern platyfish)
Lineage: Eukaryota; Metazoa; Chordata; Actinopteri; Cyprinodontiformes; Poeciliidae
Gene: calhm3
Product: calcium homeostasis modulator 3
Exons: 5
Coding region: 92-1081 (329 amino acids)
Molecular function (GO): monoatomic cation channel activity
Source: RefSeq, a predicted model, not a curated record
CUGAGGUUGUUAGUAGGAGCGGAUCAUCUGUGGAUUUUUUUUUAACUUGAAUCAGAAAAGUUAGAUCAGCUCAGGCAAGUUCGUUUGAUUCAUGGAGCGUCUUAAGUUAGUCCUCCAGUACUUCCAGUCCAACUCUGAGUCCAUCUCUAACGGGAUCUGCAUCGUCCUGGCUCUGGUCAGCGUCAAGCUCUACACCAGCUUUGACUUUAACUGCCCGUGCCUUCCUCAGUACAACAAGCUCUACUCUCUGGGAGUGAUGACGGUCCCGCCCGUCAUCUUUUUCUUCCUGGGGGUCCUCGUCAAUCGGCAUACGGGUGUCAUGAUGGACGAGUGGAUGAGGCCAGUUGGGAAUCGUUCCAAAAAUCCUGCGGUGGUGAAAUACCUGUUCUCUGCCAUGAUCCAGAGGGCCCUGCUCGCUCCCAUGGUCUGGAUCCUGGUCACUUUGUUGGACGGCAAGAUCUUCAUCUGUGCUUUCAGCGUGAGUGUCGAUCCGGACCUUUUCUCAGGUGUGCCCAACAACACAGGUCUGGAUGUGGUUAGGAUCAUGGCCAAGGUGCCCUGCAAAGAGGACGUUAUUUUCCAGAACAGCUCGUUCCGUAAAGCGGUCUCCCGAUAUGUCCGCUGUUAUUCUCAAGCAGUUGGCUGGUCCAUUCUCCUGUUCCUUAUCAUACUGGGAGCGAUGGGACGCCUUAUCAAACCCUGUUUUGAAGACCACGCCGCCUUCUUACAGACACGGUACUGGAGCAACUACCUGGACGUGGAGCAGAAGCUUUUCGACGAAACCUGUGUUUUGCACGCGCGUGACUUCGCCCGCAAAUGUGUGGUGCAGUUCUUCGAGGACAUGACGGAGGACUCGAUACUUCGUCUUCCACAUCCGUCCUUCAUCUCCAACGUCGGCGAGAGGUUGGAGGAAGCAGAGGAGAGACUUCAUGGGGUGACAAAGCGGGUGCAGAUGGACCAGCUGCUCAACAAGUGGUACUACGGUAAACCUGAACUGGAUGUAACCAGGAUUGCACACAGACCCAGGCCGUGUGUCACCUGGCAGGACCCAGGAGGGAGGGCUUUAUACUCAGAGGUUUAAGAUGUACUGCGGUGUUUUGGUGGCUGCUGUUUAUUGCUUCGUUGCAUUUUGUCCACGGAAGUAGGACCUUACAAUUAGGGCUGGGUAAUUUUAUCGAUUCUACAAUAUUUAUUGAUAUUUUUUCCCCUCGUAAAGUAUCGAUUUUCCAUCCGUGAAUAUCAAUGCAUUAAAUCCUACUCAAAUCC